AUGAAUUUCUACCUCGUUGCAAUCCCAUUGGUGUCGCUGCUCCUCCUCAAAGCAGUCUUGACCCUCUUUUGGCAUUUGCGCUCAAGUCUGAGGUCCGUUCAAGGCCCUGGUGCCGCUCGAUGGACACUCGGUUGGUAUACCUGGAAGGUUUGGCAAGGUGCUUUUGAGCAUGUUAACCGCGACUUACACAAGAAAUACGGCUCUGUCGUUCGCUAUGCACCCAGCCGCUACAGCUUCAGUGACCUCGAGGCAGUCAAAGUCAUUUACGGUCUGGGUACUUCGUUCCCCAAGUCCCCGUGGUACAUACCUUGGGGCAAUCCUGGAGAUAACAAUCUGUUCAACGAGACGUCCUCGGCCAAGCAUGCACACGAUCGGAAGCAAUAUCAGUCCACUUACUCCAUGUCUUCCUCGUCAACUACGAAGCAUUUGUCGACGAGCCAAGCUGUCGACAUGCAUCAUUGGCUCCAAUGUUAUGCUUUCGACGUGAUUGGUAUGAUCACAUAUGGAAAGCGUCUGGGCUUCCUCGAUAAAGGAGAGGAUGUGGGAAAUGUCAUCCACGCCUUGGGAGAGAUACUGAGUUACUCAACAUUGGUUGGCAUCAUUUUUCCUACCCUCCACAACAUCUUUGUUCCGAUUAUGAACUUUCUUGCAGGGAGUAAAGGACAAGGAGGAGCUUAUGUCACGGCAUUCACAAAGGCGAGGAUCAGCGAAGCGCAGUCAAAUCCCAAAGCUGUGAUCCUGGACGACAGCGACACCUCAACACAGUCUUUUUUGAUGAAAUUCCUUGCCAAGAAUACUUCAAAGCCAGAUGAUUUCACCUCGUCUCAUGUCAUAACCGGAUGUGUUAUUAACAUGAUCGCGGGAUCUGACACAACUAGCAUUAGCCUCUCAGCCGUGUUGUACUAUCUUCUCAAGAACCCCUCAUGCAUGGACAAGCUACGAGAAGAAGUUGACACGUUCACUGCCAACGGCCAGUUAUCGACUUAUGUCACUUAUAAAGAGAGCCAGGCAAUGCCGUACCUGCAGGCGGUCAUUAAGGAAGCCUUGCGGUUACAUCCAGCCACUGGACUACCCCUUGAGCGUGUAGUGCCGAAAGGUGGCGCAACCAUUUCAGGUCGUUUCUUCCCGGAGGGGACUAUCGUCGGAAUCAAUACCUGGGUUGCGCACAUGGACCGCAGCAUCUUUGGACAGGAUGCAGAUUCAUUUUCGCCCGAGAGAUGGCUGCAAGAUGACGACGAGCGGGUAGCGUUGAUGAACCGCUUCUGGAUGCCUUUUGGUCUUGGCUCUCGCACCUGCAUCGGCCGGCAUAUUUCCAUGCUUGAAAUGUGCAAACUCAUUCCUGCUUUGGUUCGAGACUUUGAGUUUGUUUUGCAUGAUAAUCUACUCCAAAACGAAUGGAAAACACUGAAUUACUGGUUUGUAAAGCCGCUUGAUUUCAACGUCUGGGUAAAACCAAGGACGAGUGCAGGGUAA
Fusarium proliferatum ET1 is the source of this 1473-nucleotide messenger RNA. RefSeq lists its product as uncharacterized. Lineage: Eukaryota; Fungi; Ascomycota; Sordariomycetes; Hypocreales; Nectriaceae. The coding region runs from base 1 to 1473 and encodes 490 amino acids. The transcript has 4 exons. The record is from RefSeq and is a predicted model, not a curated record. Gene Ontology annotation, molecular function: monooxygenase activity; iron ion binding; heme binding.